Molecule: messenger RNA, 2153 nt
Organism: Misgurnus anguillicaudatus (oriental weatherfish)
Lineage: Eukaryota; Metazoa; Chordata; Actinopteri; Cypriniformes; Cobitidae
Product: protein phosphatase 1 regulatory subunit 15B
Biological process (GO): response to endoplasmic reticulum stress
Cellular component (GO): endoplasmic reticulum; protein phosphatase type 1 complex
Molecular function (GO): protein phosphatase regulator activity
Source: RefSeq, a predicted model, not a curated record
GCAGGUUUGUUGUAGUAGUGCGUUUAUAAGUUUAAGUCCGUGUCUCACAGUCACACUUUCAUUUCGAGGGUGUAGUCAACGGGUGAUCAUGUGGACCUUAACAGCUUUCGCUCGGAGUUAACUCUCGCAAAUUUGGAAAGAUGUGGUUUCCAAACUUCAAACAUCAGCUGAGAAAUUACUAUAAAGAAAACAGACCGAGGGACGAGUAUCAGAACAGGUGACGGUUUAUUGGUUGAAGAUGGAGAGGACCGCGCUGAGGAGGUUCGGGGACAGCGGGAUGAUGCUGCUUCCCUGGACCAAACACAUACUGUGUGUGCUGUGGGAAAAUCUACGACUGCUGCUCCAGAUCAUCUGCUGUAGUUUCAUGGCCGUCUUCCAGAUGUUCAGGUUUGAAGUCCAUCUGAGAAUUACAGACGAGACGGGGCAACACAUUCAGCACAUGACAAGUGGCUCAGGAGACCCCUCCGACAGUUUCCUGCUUUCUUCUUUGUUUGAAAACAACAAAAACAUCGUUGGAGGUGCAAAAUUUGGGGGGGACCCCUUUGACGUGAGCUCCCACUCCAGAGCCGUUCUGUCAAGUCUGGUCAACGAGGAACUCUGCUGCUCUUUGGUGGACGACUUUGUGUCCCAUGCAACCGAGUGUCUCACCGACAAUGAGGAUCUCUAUAUUGGAGAUCACUCCGUGUGGAAACAUGGAUAUGACUGGGGCGUAUUGGGAAGUUCAGAAAGGAAAUGUGGAGAGAGCUCAUGCCCUCUUACUUUUACUGCAUGCGUGUCAGGAUUUUCCUCAAAGGAGAUUGUAAAGCACGAGAAGCCAUCCGUGGAUAAGGAGUCAUGUGGUUCAUCUGCAGAGGACGUUCAAGGUCCGUGUCAACCUCAGCCUGUAAGUCAUCUCUCAGACAGCGAGUUCAGCUGGGGCAGCACAGACAGUUCCUGUUUGGAGGGGGAGAAAGAAGAUAACGACAGACUCUGGGAACUUCUGACCAAGUCUACAGAUCCAUAUCACCCGAUGCACUUUACCGCAUGCAUGUCCAGCGUGGUAACUAACAAAAGCAAAGCGGAAGUGAUUUCAAAACAAGUUCAAAAGGUUGAAAGUCCCACUCCCUCAAAUUCCACCGUGUCCACCGGCUCAGACUCUUCCAAGCAGGCAUCUGAAGAUGAAGAAGAGGCCUUAUGGAAGUCCCUCUCUCAGAAUGAUGACCCGUAUCACCCGUUGAAUUUCAGAGCCCCUCUUCAGAGCUCAUCAGUACUUUCUAAGCACAGUGAUUCAACCAACACACAAAAUAAGACAUUUAAAAAACCUUCAAGACACUCAAAGCCGCCUUUACUACAAAGAAAAGUUUCUCGCCAUUGCUGCCACAAAUCAUCUAGUGAGACAUUAUCUGUGGUGCCAUGGAGAAGGAAUGUUGGUCGGGCAGAUGGUCAGAAGAAAGGUCCUACUUUAAAGAAGGUGAAAUUUUCUCCAAUUGUUCAAGUUCACAAGAUGCGAGCUUGGACCUUUGCUCUUCAGGCAUCUCGAAAGGGACGGUGGGAGGAGCUUGCCCGGGACAGAGACCGCUUCAGAAAAAGAAUCAAUGAGACUGAGAAGGCCAUUGGCUACUGUUUUAGUACGUCACACAGGGAAAAGCUUUGGGCCUGUAAGGACAGUAUACAGAUAAACUAAACUACAAACUCUUAACCUUCUUGAUUGUAAGCGUUGAUACUAUAGUUUCCAGGGCAGCCUUUAGACUGUUAUAUUGAUUUAUAAUGACAGUUUUACCUCAUUGCUGUGUCCCGACACAUUCGUUCCGACAACUGAAAGUUAAACAUGCUUUUGCUAUGCCUUACAGACCUUGCAAUGUAACUGAUGUGAUGACAAAUAUUUAUUUUUAACACAAUGUUAAAAUCGUAGGCAUGCGUGUUGUUGUUUUAAUUUUCUUGAAGUUGUGUGAAGUAGAAAGUUUUUUUUAUUUUAUUAAUUAUAUAAGUUGAAGAAAAUGCACAAGAGCAAGACCCCAGGUUACAAUUUACUGCAAUGUUUACAUUUUUAUAGAUUUUUAUUAUUUAGAUAUUUGCUUAAUUUGUCCUAACUGUUCACUUGGUUGUUGUUCUUCAGAUUGUCACUUUCAACUCUGAACUUCACACUUUGUUGAAUGUACAGUUCUUCCCUUAAA